GUGUGGUCAUUACUUCUUAGCCGAUAUACACGCGUUGUAGUUUCAGAAUGGAUGCCUCGUUCGGCAGUGAUUUUCUCGACGAGAUACUCAACAAAUCUUACGAAUUACAGUAUCUCGAUUUUUUGGAUGAUGAUUUUGCUGAGUUUGACGAAUUCCAGGUUUCAAUCAGUGUGCAUGAAAACUGUGCGAUACAGCAAAACGCGUGCGCAAUUAACAACGACUUUGAUUACGUAGGAUGGGAUGCAGCAUGCGCCGUCGUGGGAGUCGUUCAAGAAACAAGAGAUCGGCAAGCUUCGUCAGUCGACAACAACAUACAAGUGCCCGCGGAGAGGUGCGCGGCGAAUAUACGAGAGAGACGGCGCAUGUUAAGUUUGAGCAAAGCGUUUGAAAAACUUCGCAUUCAUAUUCCGACCUUUCCGUAUGAGCGUCGGUUGUCUAAAAUCGACACAUUAAAACUUGCCAUCGCGUACAUACAUCUCUUGAAGGAAGUCCUGAUAUCCGGCCAGUCGCCAACGGAUUACCUAGACGUCUGCCGCCAAGUGGACUAUACGAACAAAAGCGCCAUAAAAUGGAGUACAAGUGAUUUGGUGGCCCGUUUAUCUUGGAUUAAAUGGAAUUGAAGAGUCAAUCAGCCGCAAUUGUAAUGUAUUCUAAUGACAAAAAAGACAUAUUUUCAAACCGAGCUGAUGAUUGCCACUUUCAUCAUGCAACUCUAUGAACCGUACUGUGUAGGCCUAAGGAUUCGAACCCAGCACCUGGGAUUGGACGGCGGGCAACUUAAUCAGAAAUACAGCUCCAUUCCAAUUUACAGCGUCAGCCGAUGUAUUGUAGUGCAGACGCGACGCUAUCCCGAUCACAACUCGGCGAUGUGUUAAAUAAGCGAAGGGCCGAGCAGUUAAGGCAGGGGAACCGCAAUCUAGAGUACAGCCAAAAUAUCAACUGGAACAAGUCUUCUCGGAUAAAGAACUGUAAUCUGUAGGCCCAGUGUACACAAUUGUCUCAUGAUGUGCACUUCAAAGAAGCGAAUGGCUGAGAGGAAGGAGCACUACAACCUAGAUACAGCUAUAAUAUCGGUGUUAGUUCGAAUUAACGGUACUCUCGCCUAUAAUGGUUCUGGUGGUGGAACAAGUCUUCUAGGAUAAGGACAAUUAAACCGUAUGCAUGCCCAGUGUACACAAUUAGCCCAUGCGCACUUCCAAGAACGCAGUGCAUCUUUUGAGACGUGUAGGGGGUUACCCCGGUGUACUGGUUCAUAAAGCCCCUGUUACCAUGCCGUUAUGGACCAUUAGGUCAUCUGCAGGAUAUACCUACGUAAACGCAAACGAAGUGUGGAGUGAAACUUUGAAAAACGUUUAGAAUCUCCCUAUUCUAGUGUAGCGAAUUGAAUUGCAUUUGUUGUAAGGUACUAAUGUAAUAAAUAUAAACAGGCAUCCUUGAAGGGCUGAAAUGCAAGUUUCUAUAGGGCACCGUCUUUCGGAUGAGACAUUUAUACCGUUGGUCCCGUGUACAAUAUGGCCCAUGUGCACGUAACGCAGUACUUUGGAAAAUGUAUGGUGCACUGCCGAAUACAUUACCACUGGAAAUAAUUAGGAUUUUCAAAGGUUAUCCUUAGUGUUUCACACCGAAGAAAUUCAAUUCAAGCCCCUUCCUAUUCCAGUAUAGCUAAUAAAUUGUGAUUAUAAUAAUAUACUAACGUAAUAAAUACAAGAUAAGCCAUGAUAAAAGGAUUUGAAUUCUAAUUUAAGGCACUAUCAUGACACAUAAAGUUAUAC
Molecule: messenger RNA, 1772 nt
Organism: Anneissia japonica
Lineage: Eukaryota; Metazoa; Echinodermata; Crinoidea; Comatulida; Comatulidae
Product: helix-loop-helix protein 13-like
Exons: 2
Coding region: 48-620 (190 amino acids)
Biological process (GO): regulation of transcription by RNA polymerase II; developmental process
Molecular function (GO): RNA polymerase II transcription regulatory region sequence-specific DNA binding; DNA-binding transcription factor activity, RNA polymerase II-specific; protein dimerization activity
Source: RefSeq, a predicted model, not a curated record